AUGCAGACUUAUCUUUCCCUCGGAAGAUGUGCUGCAGUUCUUGCAGCAUUUGUGCUUGCAGCUGAAGCUGCAAAAGCCACGUCACUGUCAAGCCGGGCUUCUGUUUUGCGCGCACUGAGUGCUGGAGACAAGCUGCCCGUCAGCCUGGAGAACAUUGAGACAGCAUUGCUCGCUCUCGAGAAGCAACGGGGCACCCCAGGACUCACGAACACCGUCACAGAGAUCCACAAGAUGGUGACUCACAUGGAGUCCAUGGUCCAGCAGCAGGCAAAGUUGACUCAGCAGACACUUGAUCAGGCGUGGUCAGAUUUCACUGGCUGUCAAGGGCUUUAUGAGGCAGGCUCCCAUUCAGGCCUGCAAUCCGUAGAUAGCCUGGCAAAGGAGCAUGCAGCCUGCCGCCUUGAAGAGUCGGGUUUGAAAAUUGAGCUGGAAGCUUGUGAGAGCGAAUUGACAGCAAGAACAUCCAGUGAAGAGCAGCGAAAGAACGAGUUCGAUGCUCUCAACAAGUUUCCUGUCGCAGGGUUCUGCUCUCACCGGUCCAGCUCCCAGGACUAUGCAACUGUGAGAGGCUACAUUAAGCAUUUUCGAGACCAUUUUGCCUCACAUCUGAACUCAUGGGAAGGCGCCUUUAAUGCUUCGAGCACUGCGGCAAAGAUGAAGCUGCAGAAAUCCCGCGAAUGUUACGGAGAGGAUCAGAAACGUGAUGGUAAAGGUGGCAGGGACAAAGCCUACGAAAGCAAGAGGCUGGACUGCCAGAAACUCCAGACCAAGUUGGAGGAUGCUGCAUGCGAUCGGAUCGCCCAUCGGACGGAUUGCGUGGCAUAUGUGAUGUGUUAUCAGUCCAAUUACAAAGCUUUCUUCGAUGCCGGACAAGCAAAGGAAACGGCACUAUUGCAGUCGCAGAAACAGCUUACAGAAUAUCGUGGCCUUGGAAGAAUCAAAUGUGUACUUGAUUCAUAUUCGAAGUACGGGGAUGGUGACUCGCUGACGCAGUCCAUCUCUGAUUGCCAAAAUGUGGAUGCCAACCAGACAUUCUUUCAGCUUGCCCUUCCAGAUCAGAAGAAGGGUGCAAUGCCCGCAGACAAGACUGGAUGCCUGAGCAAGGACUCUGCCGAGAAGCCAGGUACCCAAGCGUUCUCGCAGGAAAUGUACAAAAAACUAAUCGAAAAGGAUGAUGCUGUGCAUUGGACCAAUGUCAAGGAAGACGUGUUGAACUGCAAGGGCAGAUGUUGCGCAGUGGAGGCAACUGUCUAG
Symbiodinium pilosum is the source of this 1254-nucleotide messenger RNA. The record is from the annotation of a GenBank genome assembly. Lineage: Eukaryota; Dinophyceae; Suessiales; Symbiodiniaceae.